UCUCCAUUGCACUUACACGUGUCAGACCCGUUGCGAGCAGGGCCUAUACUGGUAUUUUUCAUGCUGAUGGAGGUUGCCGGGUUGGGCACAAGAUCGCCUUUUCGCGUUUGACAUGAUGAGCUUCCUUCGGAUAUCCAUUCAGACAUGUUACUUUUGUUCAAGAUGAAGAAUGUCGGAAAAGAGGAUGCAUCGAGAGACUCGUUUCUCAUCGUCAAUCGACAAUUGCUCAAUCAGUGUAAAUGGCAUAUCCGAUCCGGAUCUCCGUGUUGAAUCGCCGAAAAGAACAACCCCUCCAUCCCGCCUCAUCCCGCCUCAUCCCUGCGUGGUGGAAUCAUCGAUACCCCCAUGUCCCCCGGACUCAGAGCGGGGAGGGGGGGGCGGCCUGGACCCGAAAAUGGACAGAUCCGGACCGCGGUGGCCGUCAAGCUAGGUACGUCCUCGACUCCCCAACUUUCUCCAUCGGUUUUCGCUGGCGCAGGUUCCCACUAAAAAUCGCCCGUCGGCGGUCGCCAAUCUCAUCAUCGUCGGCAACCUACACACCUACGUACCUUACCUUCACCACCACACCGCACAUCAAAUCUCACUCAUCGACACACCACAGCGACCAAACACACAUACCUUACACAUCCACACACAUCCAUACACACCCACCCACUUACCUAUAUCCCGACCGUUUGCUCGGGCCAGCCUCAUACCACAGCUUCACAUCACGCUCACGACACUACCGUUUGAUCACAGAUUCACAGCCCCCUCUCUCCUCCCCUCCUCCCCUGCUCUCUGCUGCCCUCCCCUACCUCUCUACACCUUACAUCUUGUAUACACCUCAUCCAGCUGGCGCAACCAACCGUCGAGCCCCUCCUCCUCCUCCUACCGUCUCUCCAUCCUCCUCCGCCGGCAUCCAUACAUCCCUCCCCCCAUCCCAUGACGCGCAUCUCCUCACGAGACCAGGAAGUCUAAAGCCCAAUCCCGUCCAUUUGAUACAACUCACCUGAAUCGCUCCCGUUUCUACUACCUGUGUGCCCUCUCUUUGCCUUCUCGCCCUGCUUUUGACUUCCUUUACUUACUCCCUCCCCCCCCCUCCAUCGUUCCAUCCUUUCUCCGUUCGCCGUCUUUUCUCUCCUUACCUUCAUCUUUUAC
Molecule: messenger RNA, 1137 nt
Organism: Colletotrichum acutatum
Lineage: Eukaryota; Fungi; Ascomycota; Sordariomycetes; Glomerellales; Glomerellaceae
Exons: 1
Coding region: 240-992 (250 amino acids)
Source: RefSeq, a predicted model, not a curated record